GAACGGGCAGCAACAGGUAAGUCCGGCCAGAAGGUAAACGAGCGUCGCUCCGUCAAGUCGUAACCGCGCUUCAGUUCGAGUCGAGUCGAGUUCGGUUGGCGCGUAUCCGUAUCCGUGAGAUACAAGAUCGCAAGCAACAACAAGAAGUUGCGAGUGGCCUGGGCAAGAUCAAGUUUCGGACCCUAGCGUCAUCCGUUUUGCGUCUAAAGAAUAUAAGUGAAGCGGAGUGCCUUAAUAAAUUGAAGUAAAAUCGAAACUGUGUCGUUCUAAAUGUGCUAAAGAGUCGAGUAAACAACAUCGAAAACUGACAGCUAACGGAUACCUGGAUAUUCAACUAACGGCACAGAAAUUAGCAACGGCAACAUGUUGCUGCGGCUUCUGCUGCCGUUGCUGCUCUUUUGGGGCCCAUUAGUGGCCAUCGCCGCCGGCCAGUUGCUGAAUCAUCCGCCGCAAUUUGUUCCCGGAACGGGGGACAUGUCCCGGUUCAGCCUCUCGGAGAACACGCCAGUUGGUAGCCCAGUUUAUCAGCUAAAAGGAACUGAUCCCGAAGGUGGCCGUCUAAAGUACAGCAUCAGUGGUCCUGUGUUCUCCGUAGACCGUGAGACGGGAGUGGUUAGACUUCGACAGGAACUGGAUCGCGAGACCCAGGACUCGGUGGAGGUCAUCAUCAGCAUCACCGAUGAGGGUGUCUAUGGGACCGAGCCCAACACGGUCUCCCAGAGGCGUGAGAUUCCUGUGAGGGACUACAACGACAAUGUGCCCACUUUCCUGGGCAGACCCUACACCGCCAGUGUCAGUGAAUCCCUGCCAGUGGGUGCAGAACUCACAGUGGAGCCACCAAUCAUAGUGAUUGAUAAAGAUGAGGGAGUUAAUGCUGAAGUGCAGAUCAAGUGUGUGGAGGAAAACGACAUUUGUGAAAUAUUCGAAGUGAGGGCUGUAAAGAUCUCCGAUGGAAACUACACCGCCCGAGUGGCUCUGAAGCAGGCCCUGGACUUUGAGAGUCGCCCCUCCUACAUUAUGACAAUCUCUGCCUCGGAUAAUGCGCUGGACAAUCGCCUCUCCUCACUGGCCACCAUUUCCAUAAACGUUGUGGAUAUCCAAGAUCAGCCUCCAGUCUUCACCAAUGCCCCUUAUUCCGCUACCGUGGCAGAAAACACUCCUGCAGGAGUGAGCAUCCUCACGGUCAAGGCUAUUGAUGGGGAUGUGGGAAUACCGCGGGAAAUAUUCCUGUCCCUGGAGGAUGAACCCUUUGGCCAUUUUGAGCUGGUACCCUUCGGAGAUCCCCACGACGGCACUGCUGUCUUGCAAACCACCUCGGAGCCUUUGGACAGAGAAAAUGCGGAGAUACUGCAAAAUGGAGGAGUCUAUGUCUUCUCCAUCAGAGCCACUGAGCUUAUCGAUGGAGCCAUCCCGGCCGAGUAUUCUCUAACCAGAGUGACCAUAGUGGUCACAGACGUGGAUGAUCAUGAGCCCACUUUCAGCGCCUUGCACUUUAAUGUUUCCAUCACUGAAAACUUGGGCAAUGGAAUGCCCCUGCCGGGUCUAUCGAUCUUUGUGGAUGAUAAGGACAUGGGCGAAAAUAGUCGCUAUCAGCUCUCUCUCAGGGAUGUGGCCAAUUCCGCCGGAGUCUUCGCCGUUUCUCCCACCGAAGGACAAGGUCGAACACCAGUGGUGGUCAGAGUACUGAAUACCAGUCGCUUGGAUUACGAUGUUUCCGAUCCUGCCCAAAGGAAGUUCGAAUUCGAUUUGGUGGCCUCAGUUCAGGGAGUGGAAAAGGCCUCGUCCCGGGUAGAGAUUCACCUUCUGGAUGCCAAUGACAAUGCUCCGGUCUUCGACCAGCCCACUUAUCGCUUCACAGCCGCGGAGAAUCUCACCGCGAACUCCCUUAUUGGUCAUGUAAAGGCCACCGAUCAGGAUUCCGGGGAAUUUGGACACGUCCGCUAUGUCCUGAAGGGCUUUGGUGCGGAUAACUUCUACGUGGAUCCGGAAACGGGUGGCUUGUAUCUUCAAAAGCCCCUGGAUUACGAGAAGCAGAGCAGCUACAGCCUUACAGUGGUGGCUAUCGACGGUGGCCAGCGGGAGUCGAAUGCCAAUCUAUUUGUCGGAGUCAUCGAUGUCAACGACAACUAUCCCAAUUUCGAGAGCAAGGAGUACAGUCGCACCAUCCGGGAAGGCGCAGCUAUCUUUGAGCCACAGUUCUUUGUCCGGGCCCACGAUGCCGAUGGCCCCUCCCAGGGAAAUGGGCGGGUCAAGUACUCUAUUGCCUCCGAGAACAGCAUAGCUGGGAACGUAUUCCGCAUUGAACCCGAAACGGGAGAGAUUGUCAUCCAAAAAGCAGCGCGCUCCAUGGAUACAGAGCGCGGGGAGUAUGAAUUGGUGGUCUCUGCCACGGAUUAUGGCAUUCCUCCUUUGACCAACACCACUCGAGUCCUUGUUCGUGUGGGUAUUUCUGGAAACCAAAGACCUAUUUUCAGAGGACACUUCCAGAAUGUUGAGAACCUUCCCAUAAUAGGACCUCCCAGCUAUAGGGUCUCUAUUCCAGAAAAUGCUGCCGCAGGUUCGAAUGUGACUUCCGUGUCUGCCCAUGAUCCUGACGGCUUGGAUAGUUUGCUACGCUACAGGAUUGUGGGAGCUAAUGAUAACUUUGAAAUCGAUGAAGUCUCUGGCUUGAUUACGGUUUCCCCUCAAGCCCGCAUCGAUCGUGACUCGAAUAUGAAUAGUUUCGAGAUCAUUGUUAAUGCCGUGGAUUCGGGUACACCUAUACCGGAAACAGCCACCACUACGGUCUACGUCAAUGUCAAGGAUAUUAAUGACGAGCGUCCCAAAUUUGAGCAAGCCAGCUAUGCGGCUUAUGUCUCCGAACGCACCGCCGUGGGAGAGAGUGUCCUGCGUGUCAAGGCCAUCGAUAAGGACCUGAAUUCCAGGCUGGAGUACUCCUUGGUGGGUCCCGUCCAGGCCACCACAAAAGCUGGAGUCAGUAUCACAAAUAGGAGCAACUAUCGAGUUCAGGAAGCAUUCCGUAUCGACAGCCAAACGGGAGAGAUUUUCGUCAACGGUUCCCUGAGACACGAUGUGGCCGCCAUUAUUAUCUUCACAGUUCGAGUAAAGGAUCUUAAUGCGGAAGUAGAUCCUGAAGGUCAGGUGGACACCACGGAAGUGACCGUCUAUGUGCAGUCCUUCCAGGACACAAACCCUGUCUUUAAGAAUCCCGGAUGGAGCAGCUCUCGCCCGGUGAUCGAUGUGAAGAUCAAAGAGGAGAUGCCCAUAGAUAGUGCCCUGUUCAUCCUCCAGGCAGAGGAUCCUGUGACCCAUCAGCCUAUCACCAGCUUCGAAUUGAUUGAACCAAAGGUGCCGGACUAUUUCCAGGUAGCGGAACGCACAGGCGAGGUGAUCCUCAAGAAGCGAUUGGACUACGAGGCUCUCGGGGAAUCUGGUCCAGAGUUUGAACUCCAAGUGAGAGCCAAUAGCGCGGAUCGCCAAAGGAGCACUGUGAGCCGGGUGAACAUCACAGUGGAAAAUGUAAACGACAACAGUCCGAGAUUCGAACAGGCUUCCUACAAAGCCACCAUCAUUGAGAACAGACCCCAUCCCGAACGGGUCAUCCGGGUGAGAGCUCUGGACAAGGAUGCUGUGCUCAACGCCCGGGAUGAGCGGUUGGGCUACCACAAAAUCAUCUACUCCCUCCAAGGGGAGCACGCCGCCCUCUUUGAGAUUAACAACACCACCGGCGAGGUGAGAGUGGCCAGUGGUCAGGUGAUCGACAGAGAGAGGACUCCUCGCAUUAUGCUUCAAAUAAAGGCGGAAGACUCCCCUGGCAGUCCCACGGAUGCCAAACAGAGUGUGGUGGAUCUUCUAAUCGAAGUCCUCGACGUAAAUGACAAUGCUCCAGAGUUUACAAGGAAGAAGUACAGCACAGUGAUUCCAGAGAAUGCUCAGGUGGAUUCGUUUGUCCUCCAGCUGGAGGCCACGGAUGCGGAUGAGGGUCUAGGAGGCGAAGUACACUACGAACUGGUCAACGAGGGCGAAGCCAAUGGGCUCUUCAAGAUCGAUCCCAAGAGCGGCUUGCUCUCCACCCGAAGAAAUCUCACUGGCAAGGGACGCGCAGAUCCCUACAUCCUGAUUGUUAGGGCCCAGGACAAUGGCAAUCAGGUGCCCAAGCAACCUACUCUCUCAACCGAUACCGAUGUCCGUGUGUUCAUUGGCGAUGUGAGUGCCAACGAUGGAGUGCCUUACUUCGUGGCGCCACAAGUGGGACAAAUGGCCAAUGUUACGGAGAACGCUGUGGCUGGAGCUCCUGUAUUCCAAGUGAUUGCCAGAGAUCCUGAUGACGAAAACACACCGUCGGGUACCAUUACCUACCGCAUUCUGCUGGACACUCCAGAUGCCGAAGCUUUUGAAAUUGACGCCCCCACGGGACUGAUUACUACCAAGAUGCCUCUAGAUAGGGAGAGCAAGAACAUGUAUAAAAUCCUUCUGGAGGUCAGCGAUAAUGGGCAACCAAAGCAGUCGGUGACAAGGAUUCUGCAAAUAGCAGUCCUUGAUGUGGAUGAUCACGAACCGCGUUUUGCCAGAGAAAUUGACGAAGGACCACUAACCAUGUCGGUAAAGGAAGAAGAACCAGCAGGAACUGUUGUGGGACAAUUCAGCGCCUUGGAUGAGGAUAUGGGAGAAAACGCCGCCAUCGACUACGUGAUCAUUGAGGGCAACAACGAGCAGCUGUUCACCAUCCAGCGCACUAAUGAGAGCCUGGCCAUUCUGAAGACCCAGAAGCCCAUAGAUCGGGAGCAGGUGGAAUCAUUUGUCUUGACCGUAAAGUGCCUGAAACUGGGCGAACCUGGUUACAAGUUUGUGGGAGACCCAUACGACCGCAGAGAUCCCUCCCACUUGCGGAUCUCCAUUAAGGUCCUGGACAUUGAUGAUAACUUGCCCGAGUUUGAGCAACCGGAUCCUACGGUGGGCAUAAGGAUUAAUGUGCCCAUAGACACUGUGGUGACCACUUUGAGGGCCACUGACAGGGAUGCCGAGGCUCCUCCCGUUGGUGUCUCCAUCGAAAACGUAACCUUUGUGCCGCAAUUCUAUAAGAGGACUCGCAAACUGGCUGUGGGAAAUCUCCAAAACCUUUUCACUCUAAACAACCGGACUGGAGAACUUCGUACGGGAGGGUCCUUUGCGGACUAUGUGGAUGGAUACUUCCUCAUGCGGGUGAUGGCCAAUAACUCGGCGGAACCCAAGAGACAAGCAUAUAGCAACCUCAAGGUAUUUGUGAUCCGCGACAAAUCCUUAUUGAAGUUUGUUUUCGCUCGUCCUCCCAACGAGAUCCAGCACAACAUCCGACCAUUCCAGGAGCAGCUGCAAAAGAAGCUUAAGCCUUUGGGCUUGGAGCUGCAUGUUCUGGACACUCAGGUCUUUACUCGACCGGACAUGAGCCUGGACUUUACGGCCACCAGUUCCUGCUUCCAAAUGUUUAAGAACGGACAAGCCUUAUCCUUCAAUGAAAUGCAUAAAUUGAUGAACUCGCAGCAGUUGCGACAGGAACUGAUAGACACUUAUGUGGCCUAUGGAGUAAGUGAAGUGGAGUCCUGUUCUGUGAGAAGGACCCAUACAGCGGCUCUUUUCGCCGGAAUGCUAACCUCAGCUGGAGCUUGGCUGGUUUUCCUGGCAGCUCUCAUAGGAUUGGCUGCCUUGAUUUCCUUGUGCACAGCCUGUUGUCUCAAGAAAAAACUAAAAUGCCAUAGUAAAAGGAGCCUGCAGGCCAGUUUAAGAACUCCCACAGAACAUACUCCCACCUCGUACAGCUACUCCAUGCCCGCCGUGCUCUACUCCGAGCCCAUUUAUGGGCCCUUGUAGCCACAGCUCAUCUUCUGUACGAUGAGGUGAAGAAGCUGGGACCAAGGACGAAGGACCAGCCACUGACCACCAACCUAGUAGACUAGUUCCCAAGACUUAAGCCUCCUUUCGCGGCAGAGGAGUUACCAAAAUGUCUCUGCAAGGAGCAUCUCCUCUCAGCUGCGAACUGGGACUUUGAUCGCAGAAAAGAUUGGUAGACGUAGAAUGCCAAAUCAGUCCAUAUAUAUAAAGAAAUAUAUAGGAAUAUAAAGACAUAAGCUAAGCAUACUAUGCGCGUGAUCUAGAACAUUUAGCAUAGGUUAGUAUUUUAAUAUGUAAAGAGCAAAUAGUAGCAAUUAUCCAAUGGAAAACAAAGCAUAGCCUAAGUUGAGUCAGUUCUUUGUGUCAUUGUUUUGCGCGAUUUUUGUAGUACUUUAGUGGGCCUGGAAUGCAUUUAUUUUAAUAUAUUUAUCUUAUCGUCUAUUUGCCCACAACAUGUUAAACAAGUGCAGAAUAAAUAUCACUCCGAACGUAGCCCAAUUCCAGUUCCAAUUCAAUCCUCCGGCACGAGGACCGGAGCCAAAAGUCAGGCCAUGUGCGUGUGUACCGAAAAUGAGUCCCUCGUUUUCAAACAGAACGCAUAUGCUAUUUCUCCAUUAAGUACACGUAAAUAUAUUUAUAUAACGACUAAGUAUAGUUUGUCGAAUGUGAACAUGUGUGCAAAUAAAUUCUAUUAACUAUACAAAA
Messenger RNA from Drosophila ananassae, 6573 nucleotides. RefSeq names its product cadherin-23 (gene Cad74A). Gene Ontology annotation, biological process: homophilic cell-cell adhesion. The transcript has 8 exons. Gene Ontology annotation, cellular component: catenin complex; plasma membrane. The record is from RefSeq and is a predicted model, not a curated record. Gene Ontology annotation, molecular function: calcium ion binding; cadherin binding. Bases 364 to 5847 code for a protein of 1827 amino acids. Lineage: Eukaryota; Metazoa; Arthropoda; Insecta; Diptera; Drosophilidae.